AUGCCUAAAGAUAUGUAUGAAAUGACGUGUGAGAGCCAAUCUGAAUGCACAUCAUGGCUCAGGUUAUUUAGAGCUUUUGAUUAUGAUCACGAUGGAUUCAUCCCUAAUCAAGAAUUACGGAAAGCUAUCCGUGAAUCAACCAUUUCCUUCGGGCUGACUAACAGAGAAAUUGAUGUCAUGACUGCCGAUAUUGACAAGAAUCUGGAUGGGAUGAUUGACUUUGCAGAAUUUUGUAUUCUGAUGAGUCGAAUUAAGGGUUUGUAUAUUCGACACGGAAUGUUCCGAGCUGGUCAGAUGGUAGUUCCUAAGAAACAUCGUACGACUUAUUUCAAUUAUCUGCAAAAAUAUCGAUGCUUCCCACCGCCUGUUUUCAUGUUCUUGAUCAGUUUGAUCCAGAUUGGAAUUUAUGCAUAUUAUGCCGUUGAAUCCGGUGAAGGCAUAUCAGUGAAUGGUCCUGUACCAACGAAAUCCCCUCUGAUCUUAAAUCCAAACCGAAAAACAGAAGUCUGGAGAUUUGCAUCAUACAUGUUCAUCCAUAUAGGCAUCUGUCAUCUAGUUUUCAAUGUAUUGACUCAGCUUAUUCUUGGUCUGCCCUUAGAAUUAGUCCAUCAAUGGAGGGUCAUAUUGGUUUACAUCGGAGGAGUUAUAGCCGGAUCGUUACUCGUAACUAUCGUCGAUCCAUAUGUCUACUUGGCUGGGGCGUCUGGAGGUGUUUAUGCUAUCCUGGCAGCUCAUCUAUCUGAGCUUAUCAUGAACUGGAAUGAAAUGGAGUUUAACUACAUAAGAGCUCUCAUCUUAUUCAUUAUGAUUGGGUCGGACGCAGGUUUUGCUGCUUAUCAACGUUUCUUCACAGACCGCACAGAGAAGGUUUCCCACCUUUCACACCUGGGAGGUUUCGUAGCUGGAUUACUAUUGGGAGUUCUUCUGCUUCGUAACUUCCGAAAACACCGUUGGGAACGAGUAAUCUGGUGGUUCAGUCUAACAGUCUUUCUCAUUCUGCUCUCAGCGUCCAUUGUUCUCAUCUGUUUUCAAAUCACAUUUUAA
Messenger RNA from Auanema sp. JU1783, 1044 nucleotides. NCBI's taxonomy places the organism in Eukaryota, Metazoa, Nematoda, Chromadorea, Rhabditida, Rhabditidae. The record is from the annotation of a GenBank genome assembly.